AUGGCUUCCAGCUCCUCUACCGCGCGACACCGCCCAGCGAAAGCCGCGAAGAAUACUGCCGCGAAGAAUACUGUCGCGAAGAAUACUGCCGGCAUAUCUAAUGGAUCUGCGGGUCAUAAUAGCGCUGUUAAAAGUCCAAGACAACAUUCAAAUGAACCCCAAGCGUCCCACGGCUCGUCCAUUGCUCUCAUCUGGGCGCCGACCUUGAUUCUCAUUUUUGGGGGUUGCUGCUCAAAUGUCUACACCCUAGAGUCUAUCAUUCAGACCUCUCCUUCUUCCGGUUCUUUGAUCACGGCUUUUCAGUUCCUCCUCGUCGCUCUGGCCACUCUUCCAAAGCAUUUUUCCUUCCGUCGCGGUUGGCGAAAUCUGUACCUCAAACCCCGUGCUAUUCCACUGAGAAAAUGGCUGGUCUACACAGCAUACUUCUUGAGCAUCAACAUUUUAAACAAUCUCGCGUUUAACUAUCGCAUCAGCAUCCCCUUACACAUUAUUUUGCGUUCUGCAGGGCCUGUGACCACCAUGACAGUUGGCAGGAUUUGGGGAGGGAAACGUUACCCGACCCAGAAGGUUGUUGCGGUGGCACUGCUUUUUGUAGGUGUUGUGCUUGCAGCAAUUAGUGAUGCCUUAGCCAAGCCGCCGCAUACCCACCGAGACGAUCUGCACGAGACAUCUUCCUCAAGUGUCAACCUCAGCGGAGUUUCACAUCAGGCACCUGGAUUUGCGCUGCUCGCAUCUGCCCUUGUUCUAUCAGCUUGUAUGGGUCUUUAUACCGACGACAUGUACAGUACGCACGGACGCUCGGGUUCGAUCACAGCUGAGACACUCUUUUACAGCCAUACCUUGUCUUUACCUUUCUUCGCAGCCCAAGCCAGACCACUUAUGGAUGAAUUCUCCAGCAUUGCAGCCGUGGCAACUCGUGAUCCAUCAUCGAUCAAGUCCGAACCGUCUCUUUUGACUCGGUAUCUUCCUAUCUCGCCCAUCUCACCUCUCAAUAACUUGACCAUCCCACUCCCCAUGGUCCUACUUUGGCUCAAUGCCCUCACACAAUUACUAUGUAUCGUUGGUGUCAACCGCCUGAGCGCCCAGUCUUCUUCGCUGACCGUGAGCAUUGUGCUCAACAUCCGCAAACUUGCAAGUUUACUAUUGAGUAUAUGGCUUUUUGGCAAUCGAUUACCGAUUGGUGUGAUUGUGGGUGCCGGAGUUGUGUUUGUGGGCGGCGGCCUCUAUGCUCUGCCAGCCUCUGGAAAGUCCAAAAAUCCAAUUCCCGGAGAGAUCCAAACUAGACUAGACAAAAUAAAUAAGAAGACCCGUUAG
Molecule: messenger RNA, 1314 nt
Organism: Exophiala aquamarina CBS 119918
Lineage: Eukaryota; Fungi; Ascomycota; Eurotiomycetes; Chaetothyriales; Herpotrichiellaceae
Exons: 1
Coding region: 1-1314 (437 amino acids)
Biological process (GO): transmembrane transport
Cellular component (GO): Golgi membrane; endoplasmic reticulum membrane
Molecular function (GO): UDP-N-acetylglucosamine transmembrane transporter activity
Source: RefSeq, a predicted model, not a curated record